AAUUCAUAACAAUGGGUGGAGCGAAAGUUGAUUCCAAAGAUCCAGUAAGAGGUAUCAUCUCAGGUAACUCCCUAUGUCAUUCAUUUAAAUUUUAGGUGGUAUAACAGGUGGAAUCGAAAUUUGUAUCACAUAUCCCACUGAGUAUAUUAAGACUAUGAUGCAACUCUAUAAGGAAUACUCAUAGAAAGGAGUCAAAUAUUGCAUUGGUGAAACCUAUAAGAAUUUUGGAAUUACAGGAUUUUACAGAGGUUUAACACCUUUGGUCACAUUUUCUAUUCCCAAAGUGGCUUGCAGAUUUGGUGCCAAUGAAUGGUUAAAGAAUAAUGUAUUCACAGACAGAAAAAGCAGACUCUAAACUUUCUUUGCAGGAUUAGGAGCUGGUGUGUUUGAAGCAGUUGUUGUUGUGACACCCACUGAGACUUUGAAGGUCAGAAAAAUCAUUUAGAAAUUAGGUUAAAUUGAUCCAUGAUAAAUUAUCAACCACUCCAAAAUAUAGAGGAAUGAUUCAUGGAAUUGGAUCAAUUGUUAAUGAAAUGGGUUUGUCAGGUAUUUAUAAGGGAUUGGUUCCAACUAUUUUAAAACAAGGUAGUAAUUAAGGUAUCAGAUUCGUUGUGUUUGAGGAUACUAAGAAAUUGAUCUAAGUAUUUUGCAAAUAUAGGUUUUAUAGAAAACUUUUACAUUUUUACCUGAACCAGUUAUUUUAUUACUUUCCGGAGGUGUUGCUGGUGCUGCAUCUGUGAUGUGUAAUACUCCAGUUGAUGUCAUAAAAACAUAAAUGCAAGGUCUUAAGGCUCAUGAAUAUAAUGGUGUUUUGGAUUGCUGUAAAUAAACUUAUUAGCAUGAAGGAGUUAGAGGAUUCUACAAAGGUAAAUCAUAAAUUUAUAGGUUUUAGGAACUGUACCCAGAUUGGGUAGAGUUGUUUUGGAUGUAGCUAUUACAUUUACACUAUAUGAUUAUAUUGGAAGAGUUCUUAAUUUGGUUUGGCCACCAAAACAUUGAUAGUUCAUAUAAUUUUAUUCAAGAUAGUAAUAUAAAUCUAUAAUAAAUAA
Paramecium octaurelia is the source of this 1049-nucleotide messenger RNA. The record is from the annotation of a GenBank genome assembly. Lineage: Eukaryota; Ciliophora; Oligohymenophorea; Peniculida; Parameciidae.